AUGGUUUCGAGAGAAUACUCCUGUCUUUUCGCACGCAACAGCGACAAGAAGAACAAGACAUGGAGGGACGGUGUCAUAUCUGUACACGCUACACAUAGAUUUGCGCGUGUGGCGUUGUACGAAAUCAAUGGUCAUAAUGAUACCGUUGAUUCUCCCAUUGACGCGUUUGACUUGUUUCAUCGUGACUAUGACAACUUGACAGGCGAGAUCAUCACAUCUCCUAGGUUUAUUAUUAAGAUAUCGGGUGUCGACACAAAUUUUAGACGGAAAACUGGGGCUCGAAAUCCACCUGCAUUGGAGGGAGUGGGGUCGCUUAUACCUGCGAAACGCAUAUCUCGUGCCCCGGUACUGGGUACUUGUCGCGCAUUCAAGAAGUAUUGCGCGCAGCAGGAUACUAAAGCUAAGUCUCUUCAGACCCUACCUGUAGCGCUGAGAAGCUGCCACCGUGGUUCUGAUGAUCUACACAAUAUUGCGAACACGGGCAGAUGUACAGAAAUCACAACGAUUACGAGUAGAAAUGCGUAUCGUGCCGCAAAUCAAAGCGCUAUGGGUGUCACGUUUACUCAUUCUAGUUCAGAAGCUGUGCACGAGUCGUUGUCCCCUUAUUCAUCUAAAAAAAUUGCAGACACCAUGCCUCUAUCCCUAUCGCUUCAAGAUGCGGAAACUAAGACGCCACCGUCGCAUGUGACAUCGCCUAAGCCGACGUCGGCAAGAACUUUUUCCGUAAAAAAGCCACGCAUCCCCCUCAACCUUCCCACCAUUAAGGCGCUGAAAGUCAAAUGUGCAGCCGAGAAACAAUUGUGCAGAGCGGGUGCCGAUUUCGAGAACGGAUCACCAACAGAGGGCUGUUACGAUUUUCAGAAUGUUCCGUCGCGGGAACGUGUGGUAGUUAGUCUCGGUGACGAGAUGAUGGUUAGCCUUUUGCAAACAGCAGACGAGGCGCUGGGCCCUCAUAAGAAUUUUGACGAAGUGCCCAUCGUGGAUGCCGAACUCAUUGGCUGCAUAGAGUCCGCAUUAGACCACUUGGGGAACUUGCAGACAGGAUUGUAG
Molecule: messenger RNA, 1050 nt
Organism: Babesia bigemina
Lineage: Eukaryota; Apicomplexa; Aconoidasida; Piroplasmida; Babesiidae
Exons: 1
Coding region: 1-1050 (349 amino acids)
Source: RefSeq, a predicted model, not a curated record